Linum tenue is the source of this 2124-nucleotide messenger RNA. The record is from the annotation of a GenBank genome assembly. Lineage: Eukaryota; Viridiplantae; Streptophyta; Magnoliopsida; Malpighiales; Linaceae.
AUUGGAAAGAAAACUUCACCUUCCCAAAUUCACCACCGACUCUCCAGUUCACAGUGGGAGCUGCGUCACUGGGACGGAAUAGAGUGCAGAAGGAGGAGAGGGAUAUGCUCUUCUUCCGUGCCUGCGAGGAAUCUCUCCCACAUUUCAUUUCUUCUCCCCACUGAACGGAAGCCAGCGUUGAGGAAACGAGAGGGGGAAGAACUCCUCCAUGAAAGUUCGCCGAGGAAGAAGCUAUACCCAGUGAACUCCGCUCGGAAGCUGUUUUAAUGCAAACAUCAUAUCGCCUUCUCUCCCACCUUCGUCGCUCCCACAAGCUUACUCCUCUACCUCAUUUCACUUCUUCUUCGUCUUCAUUCUCGGCCUUUGGACUUCCUUCAGCUCCUGGCUACGGGGAAUUGGGUUUCCAAUCACCCGGUAGCUGCCAUCGACGCGACGGGAGCAAUGAAGUUUGUUUAGAGGAAGACGAUUUUGCAAGAAGACCCAAACCCAUCUUUUACUUUGGCUCUCGUCGGUUCCUCGCAUUCGAUCGCUCCCGAGUGUCUGUCUCGUUACCUGGCGCGGUUUCGUUGGGCGGCGAUCACCAGCAUCGGGAUUUUCAUGAUGGUUUUCUUCGUCGUGGGUUUUUUACCAGGGCAAAGCAAGUGAAGAAGAUCGAAAUUACUGAUCAGCACAGUCAGCGAGCAGUCACUACAGCACUUUGGUGCAAUUUUCUUGUCUUUUCUCUUAAGUUUGGGGUGUGGUUUAUGACUUCAAGUCAUGUUAUGCUGGCUGAAGUUGUGCACUCGAUUGCCGAUUUUGCAAACCAGGUACUUCUAGCUUAUGGUCUGAGCAGCUCAAGGCGUGCACCAGAUGCACUUCAUCCUUAUGGCUACUCCAAGGAAAGGUUUGUCUGGUCUUUGAUAUCUGCUGUUGGUAUCUUUUGCCUUGGCUCUGGCGCUACAAUUGUCAACGGAGUUCAGAACUUGUGGAAUUCUCAGCCUCCAGCCCACAUUGAAUAUGCAGCUUUGGUGCUUGGUGGUUCUUUUAUAAUUGAAGGUGCUUCUCUUCUUGUUGCCAUACAAGCUGUCAAGAAAUGUGCAGCUGCAGAAGGUAUGACCAUCAGAGAUUAUGUGUGGCGUGGUCAUGAUCCCACAGCUGUUGCAGUGAUGACAGAGGAUGGUGCUGCAGUGACUGGAUUGGUUAUCGCUGGAGCAUCAUUGGUUGCCGUUAAUGCCACAGGGAAUCCAAUUUAUGAUCCUAUUGGUUCAAUCAUAGUUGGCAACCUGCUAGGAAUGGUUGCAAUCUUCCUUAUUCAGAGGAAUAGGCAUGCCUUGAUUGGCAGAGCAAUGGAUGACAAUGAUAUGCAGAAGGUUCUUCAUUUCUUGAAAAAUGACCCGGUUGUAGAUUCUCUAUAUGAUUGCAAAAGUGAGGUGAUUGGACCUGGAUUCUUCAGAUUUAAGGCCGAAAUAGAUUUUAACGGCAAGGUGGUGGUGCAGAAUUAUCUCAAUAGGAUUGGACGGGAAGACUGGGCAAGACAGUUCCGUGAUGCUUCAAAGCAAAAAGGUGAUACCGCGCUUCUGAAGCGAAUGUCAGACUAUGGUGAGGAGUUGGUGACGGCGUUAGGAAGCGAAGUUGAUAGGCUUGAAAAAGAGAUACAAGAUCUUGUCCCUGGCAUCCGACAUGUUGAUAUCGAGGCACACAAUCCAACUGGUCCUAAUCCGUGAUCCAUUCAGUGACAUCGACACAGCCAAUUUUCGACCGAUCAUUCCUUUCUAUACAUAACACUUGAUCAUAGAUGACGAUCUGUGUUGGCAGACCUACAUCAGCUUUAGAUGAUUUUUUGGUCUGCUGUAGUGAAACAGAUAACAGUAAAUUAGUUCCAUCCCUGAACUGAAACCUUGUUCAUAGUUUCAUUUUCUCGGAUGUCCGUGGUUAAUCAAGUCGCUGGUAGUUCAGCACUAGCAAUGCAUGAUCAUGCUCUGUCGAAGUUCAGUAAGUCUAGUAAACAAGUGCUUGUGCCUCGAGAAAAGCUUCGUCCACCAUUGAUGGCAACAUAAGCUUGGUCGUGGCACCGGAUUUUAAACUCAAAAAAGAUUUUGAUUUCAAGGUCUGUAAAACCGUAAUACAUGUCGAGAAAGAAUAAAG